Molecule: messenger RNA, 1521 nt
Organism: Oryzias latipes (Japanese medaka)
Lineage: Eukaryota; Metazoa; Chordata; Actinopteri; Beloniformes; Adrianichthyidae
Gene: hmg20a
Product: high mobility group 20A
Biological process (GO): regulation of gene expression
Cellular component (GO): nucleus
Source: RefSeq, a predicted model, not a curated record
CGCAGUAAUUCUUAUGUUAAAUGCCAUUCAUUGAUUUAUUAAUGAUAUUUCUAGCUGAUAAUACUAGAGGUUUUGCUAUGCUGUAUUGUUUGCAUUGAAUAAUUCGGACGGGGGGUUGCACCAUCCCUGAUUUUCCUCAGGAAUCCCAGAAAUGGAAGAACAGACGGGCUCUCCUGCAGCCAACACUGACACCAGCACCCAGAGGAACGGAGAUGAGAAACCCCGGCGAGGCAGCUGGACCAAAGGAAGGAAAAGAAAGAAGCCGAUGAAGGACAGCAAUGCUCCCAAAGCCCCUUUGACGGGCUACGUUCGCUUCAUGAACGACAGACGGGAGCAGCUACGGGCAGAGCGUCCAGACGUCCCAUUUCCAGAAAUUACCAGGAUGCUGGGCAACGAGUGGAGCAAGCUCCCCCCCGAGGAAAAGCAGAGAUACUUGGACGAGGCAGAGCGAGAUAAGGAGCGCUACAUGCGUGAACUGGAGAAGUACCAGAAGACGGAGGCCUACAAACACUUUACCAGAAAAGUCCAAGAGAAGCAGAAAGGCAAGAGACACAGGGGAGAUACCGGACACCAAACAACCAGUGAGUCCCUUCAUGAGAAAGAUGUGGAGGGGAAGGACAGGACUGUGUUUGACAUUCCCAUCUUCACAGAGGAGUUCCUCAACCACAGCAAAGCAAGAGAAGCAGAGAUGAGACAGUUACGCAAGACCAACAUGGAGUACGAGGAGCGCAACGCCGCCCUGCAGAAGCACGUCGAGAGCAUGCGGGGGGCGGUGGAGCGGCUGGAGGGCGACGUGAUGCAAGAGAGGGGCCGCAAUGGGCUCCUGCGCCAACACCUGGAGACCCUGCGCCAGGCGCUCACCUCCAGCUUCUCCUCUGUGCCUCUGCCAGGCAGUGGAGAGACGCCCACUCUUGAAACGGUUGACUCUUACAUGAAGAAGCUCCACACCAUCAUCGUCAGUAACCCUCAGGAGCACGAGAACCUCAUCAACACUGUGAGGGAUGUGGUCAACCGUUUGGACAGAUAAUUGGACCAAGCUCUGCUGAGGCUCAUUCCAGAUCACCUGUUCACACUGAACCGUUGGAUCUUCUCCACUUCACAUCCCAGUUUUCCUGAGAAUUCGUUCUUCUGCUUUCAUUAUCUUGGCUAAACGUGGUUUCUACUAUUUAUUUAUUGUUUUUUUAGACAUUUUAAACAUUUCUCACAAUUGAUUCCUGAAUUUCACAGAGGUUUCCAGUCAUUCAUCUCGUUUCAUGUGACGCAUAUUCUACAUCACUUCCUGUCAGUUAUCUAGUUAGUGGGUUUGUACUUUACUAUAUCAAAGAAACUAUUGUUACAUGUCUCCUGUAUCUUUGCUAUGUUGAAAAAACGAUGUGCCAUCUCUUUUUUUAUUUGUGUGAUACAUUUUUGUCUUUUCAAUAAAUGUUUUGAUGAUAUGCAUUUUAAGUUUGUUAGGAAUUUUGGGUACAUGUUUGCACUGAAAUGAAAAUAAAACUAAAAAGAAACCCUGUUGUGAGAAAU